AUGUCCCGCUCUGAAGCUUGGGGAGAUUUUGACCUGUACGCCAAGCUGAAGGUGUCCAGGACAGAGAUCGCAAUGGCAAUAGACGACCCUUUCCCACUGCUCUAUGGGUUAGCAGACCACAGCAUCAUCCCUGAAUCCCUCCUGAAGGAGACAGUAGAGAGAGGAGAGAAAGAGGGGGUUCAUAAAGCCAUGUACUCGCUCCUUUCCUGGCUUCUCCAGCAGGGCGCCGACACUAUCCAGGCAUUCUGGAGGAAUCUCUCUAAGGAGUACAACCAGCUGAGCUACCCCAAACUUCAGACCCUGCUCAGUAGAAUCUUCAGAGAUCGGAGUGUUUGGGGCUCCAGGCAGAGGCGCUCUCUCGUGACCACUACUCCUGCUCAGGGCGGAGCCAGGAAGAGGAGUGGGAGUGGCCAACAGCUGAUUUCCCGCCACAAGAAAAGCGACGUCCCACCCAUUGCAGACCCAGGGUUACAAGGUCAAUGUGCAGAGCAGGAGGAGGCCAGCAGUGCAGGGAAGCCAGAGGUUGCAGUAACACACAUCAGCCAACAGGGGGAGCUGCUUAGCAGCAGUACAACCACACGAACAGGAGAUGUUAAUGAUGACGAGUGUGCAGUGUGUAAAGAUGGCGGGGAGCUCAUCUGUUGUGAUGGCUGUCCUCUGGCCUUCCACCUGAGCUGUCUAAAUCCCCCGCUCACCUCCAUACCCAGUGGCAGCUGGCGAUGCGGACACUGCCAGGGCACUCAGAUAGCACCUGUGCAGUGUCCUGCUGGAGAGGGGGUUGUGAGGGUGCUCUGUGGCAUUUGCCACCUCAGUGGCGGUGACCUCAUCACCUGUGCCCAGUGUCACCAGGGAUACCAUGGCCAGUGCCACUUCACAGGGUCACCGGUUUGUGAUGGAGCAGAACAAGCUACCUCAGUUGUGAGGAAAGAAGAGUUUGACUCUGUGGUAGGCGAGGGCUCUGUAGACACCAUCCUGCAGUGGGCGUUCCAUAACUUGUCCCGCCCACUAGCUGACUCUCAGGGCUUCUUCCCAUAG
Molecule: messenger RNA, 1035 nt
Organism: Clupea harengus (Atlantic herring)
Lineage: Eukaryota; Metazoa; Chordata; Actinopteri; Clupeiformes; Clupeidae
Gene: aire
Product: autoimmune regulator
Exons: 10
Coding region: 1-1035 (344 amino acids)
Biological process (GO): humoral immune response; regulation of transcription by RNA polymerase II
Cellular component (GO): cytoplasm; nucleus
Molecular function (GO): DNA binding; DNA-binding transcription factor activity, RNA polymerase II-specific; translation regulator activity
Source: RefSeq, a predicted model, not a curated record